AUGUCAGGUAGGGUUAGGCGAAAACCCCGAGGGUACCUGCUUUCUAUGCGCCAAGGUCCCAACGAGUCUUUCGGGGAUUAUAUCUGGAGGUUCAACCAAGAGAAGUUGGACACUGAGAGCGCACCUAACGACUUCAUCUAUAGUGCCAUUUUUCGAGGGCUAAAAAAGGAUGAGCCCCUCAUGGCAGAAUUGGCACUAAAACCACCGAAAGACCUGCACGCCUUCAUGAUCAAGGUUGAUAGGUACAUCAACCAGGAAGAAACGCUUCAAGCCUUCUUGGGCCCCCAGGAAAGACAGCUGGAACCUUCUUCAUCCAGAAAGUCCAGCAAGAAAAAGAAGAAGUCCGAGGCGGGGCAGGACAGUACCUCCUCGGAUUAUAAAAAAGUAAAGAAGAAUUUCGGGGAUUAUAAGUGGACCCCCCUGAAUGCUACUCUCACUGAAGUCAUGAUGGGAAAAAAGACUUCAGAAUCGAGCUCGGGCCCCAGGCCAAGAGAAGAAGAAGAAAGGUGGCAUUGGAGAGAUUAUGCCCCGAGACAAGAAGAAAGGCGAGAAAGGGUAAGGGAGCCCGCUCCUAGGCCAAGAGAGGAGAGGCGCGAAAGGAGCAGGAGUAGGGCCCGAGAGAACAACAACAUCCCGAUAAUCAAUACCAUUUCGGGUGGGUUCGACGGAGGAGGAGAGUCAAGUUCGGCUCGGAAGGCUUAUGCUAGACAGUUGGACGAUUUUGAGGUGUAUUCGGUGCAGAAGCCUCCAAAGGCCCGAAUAUGCGAUCCUGUAGUUGUUGGGUUCUCGGAUGAAGAUUAUGCGGGAGUGAAACUCCCGCAUACCGACGCCCUUGUUGUAUCGUUGACUAUUGCCAACUUUCAACUUCGGCGGAUACUGGUGGAUACAGGAAGUUCGGCUAAUAUUCUAUUCAAAUCAGCCUUCGAUCAUAUGAGUAUCCCCCGAGAAAAGGUGGUCCCAGUGGUGUGUCAUUUGUUGGGCUUUGCAGGUGAGAAGGCCGUCACUUCAACCCCGCAUUCGAGUAUGAAGUUUUCGACCACUAAAGGAGUCGGGGUUGUGAAAGGAGACCAGAGGGAGGAAAGAAGAUGGUACAACCUCUCUUUGAAGAAUUCCCCCGAGAUUCACAAUCUCGGGGGAAAAACCAAAGAAGAUGGGAAAUAG
Molecule: messenger RNA, 1161 nt
Organism: Alnus glutinosa
Lineage: Eukaryota; Viridiplantae; Streptophyta; Magnoliopsida; Fagales; Betulaceae
Exons: 3
Coding region: 1-1161 (386 amino acids)
Source: RefSeq, a predicted model, not a curated record